Messenger RNA from Neocloeon triangulifer, 649 nucleotides. It is a transcript of the gene Srp19, whose product is annotated as signal recognition particle 19 kDa protein. Gene Ontology annotation, cellular component: signal recognition particle, endoplasmic reticulum targeting. Gene Ontology annotation, biological process: SRP-dependent cotranslational protein targeting to membrane; SRP-dependent cotranslational protein targeting to membrane, signal sequence recognition. NCBI's taxonomy places the organism in Eukaryota, Metazoa, Arthropoda, Insecta, Ephemeroptera, Baetidae. The record is from RefSeq and is a predicted model, not a curated record. The transcript is spliced from 4 exons. Gene Ontology annotation, molecular function: 7S RNA binding. The coding region runs from base 121 to 564 and encodes 147 amino acids.
GGAUCCCCAAAGACGAAAGUUGGACGACGUCGUGUUGUUUUUUUCCCAGCUGCAUGUUUUUCACUCACAAAUAUUAAGAAAACUUUGAAUAUUUGUACAGAAACCAAGUAUUUUCAAUAAAUGUCGUCCGAUUAUUACAAAGACAUCAAGCACAGUGACAGAAAAAGAUGGAUUUGCAUCUAUCCCGCGUAUCUAAACAGCAAAAAAACGAGGGCUGAGGGUCGGAAAGUGCCUUUGGCUAAGGCUGUUGACACGCCAACUGUCCAAGAGAUGCGAGACGUUUUGCAAGCUUCAAAUGUGACGAUUGGCAUUGAGAGGAGCUUCUACAGCAGGGAACGUAGCAAGGAGCCUCAGUAUUUUGGUCGUGUCAGGGUGCAUCUAAAAAAUGACGAUGGAACUCCUCUCAACCCAGAAUUCCCCACAAGAGACUCAGUUCUGCUCCACCUGGGCGAAAUGAUUCCAAAACUGAAGACAAGAACGCAGCAAAAGCAGAACACUGAGCAGCAGGCAUCCCAAUCAGCGGCCGCCUCGUCAUCGAAGAAAAAGGGCAAAGGUCGUCGCUAAAUCUCAAAAGCGCUCUAUUCCGUGUUAAGUUUUCCUUUUUAUUUUCUGGUAAGCCCAAUACAUUUCUCACAAGAAAAAUUUAAAA